AUGGCAGCCAUCGAAUAUCCAUCUACCCCGGCCUCUAUCCCCCUCCACCAUCACCAAGCAACCAUGGAAGCAUCUCGAUCUUCCGAUGGCGAGAGACGACGGAAGGAAGAAAACCUGGCCAAAGCCAAAGCUAAUGUCCAACGUAUUAUCCAACUUUACAACUCUGGAAAGCCACUAUUUACACGAACACUCUUGAAGGACCUUCACGAGCAGAUCGUUCAGGGAAAAGACAAAGUUAAGAUCCCAACUUGGAAUGAUGAGGCAAAAACAUAUAGCCUCAAAGUUCCUAAAGACCUCGCCGAAAGAUGGCAAGUCCAAUCUGCUCCAAUCAGACACAGUCUGUCCCUCUAA
Aspergillus piperis CBS 112811 is the source of this 351-nucleotide messenger RNA. RefSeq lists its product as uncharacterized. The transcript has a single exon. The record is from RefSeq and is a predicted model, not a curated record. The coding region runs from base 1 to 351 and encodes 116 amino acids. Lineage: Eukaryota; Fungi; Ascomycota; Eurotiomycetes; Eurotiales; Aspergillaceae.